Molecule: messenger RNA, 1702 nt
Organism: Tetranychus urticae (two-spotted spider mite)
Lineage: Eukaryota; Metazoa; Arthropoda; Arachnida; Trombidiformes; Tetranychidae
Source: RefSeq, a predicted model, not a curated record
AUAUGUACAAAUAAAUAAAAUGUAAUGUUUUUUAAUAUUUGACUUCUAUUUCGGUUAUAUCGCAAUUGUGGUAUUCAUUUCACAGUCAAUUUAAUCAGGACAAAUAUACAAAUUGUACAACAAAACAUAAUAACAGAAUACAAAUUGAAAACAGAUUUUGUAAUUAUUGUUGUAAUUGUUGUAUCCUCAUCACCGAGUCAAUAAUUCAAAAUGAUCGGUAAAUAUUAAAAUGAUAUUCUAAUGGUUGAUAACAAUGGAAUAUAUAUUUUCGUCAAUCUAGUGAUUAAGUGAGAAUAAACAUCUUUUGCAGAUUUUCUGGGACCUGUUGCAGUAAAUUGUUAUUUGCAAACUAUUAAAAUAGUCUAUCGUAAGUCACUCCAAGUUGUGUUUGGAUUUUCAUCGGUCUAUAAAUAUUGUGUUUAAGAUGCAAAAAUAUAAUUUAACUAUUGGUGCUUUUUCGGUGCCGCCUGCUCGAGGAUUUUCUGAGAAAGAUGGUCAAAUAAUUCCUAGAUUGGUGUCUCUUAAACGCUUUCAAGCACUGUUUUCUCAUUUUAGUCAGUUAAACGUGAAAUUCAUUUUACCCGAGGAAGGACAAUUGGGAGUGCUAACAGAAACUGGUUAUCAUGAUGGAGUUUUGGGUCUAAUGCAAGAAGGGAAGGCUGAUUUGUGCUUCUUGCCAUUGUCGUUGGAUACGCAAAAGGCUCCUGGUUAUUUUAGUUCUGUCAUAGCAGAAGAAAAAUUCUAUAUAUUUAGUACACGAAACUUGAAUCUUGACAGUUCAGCAGUUGUUUCAAGUCUAACAUCAGUCACUGUGAUUCCUUUAUUAUUGGCUAUUCUGGCUAUAUUGAUAUUGGAAUUGAUUGCAGUUAAACAUUUCAAACUUGAAGCAUUGGUUACAGCAACCUUUCGAUCCUUCGGUAUCUCAUUUUACCAGGAUUUAUCUCAUCGUUCAUCAUGGCUCUGUUUGAUUCAAAUGCUUAUCCUAAUGUUUCCUGUGUUCAUCUUCAAUUCUGCAUUCAGUACUCAAACAAUUGUUGGAACUGCGGAUUACAAGAUUGAUACAUUAAAGGAUGUUAUUGAACAGGGUAGAAUACCAUUUUUCCUUGAAGGUAUUUCAAUGCACGACUUCUUCAAAGCCAAAGUGACCAAAGAUUAUGCCGAUAUUUAUGAACGUAGCGUUUCUGAAGGAUUUGGCGAAGCCUUUCAAUUGGGACCUAUUCCUGUAUUUGAAAAGAGCGAAUUGAUGAUCACUUUCCUAUCUACUGUUGGUAGAAAGGUAGCUCCAUUAAUGAGUUUGGUGUCUGGUUUCGCCAAAAUCAAUCAAGAACAUUACUUCUCAGCAAAGCCUUUCCAUAAAUCUUUGCGAGCUAUACUUUACAGCUACAAUACAUCUGAGCUCAUCAGAAAGAAGUUUGAUACUCAGGACCGUCGGGUAAUUCAAAGUGGAAUCGUCCCAAAACUAGAAGGAAAUAUUUACAUUGAGUUUAUACUUUCUUUUUAUCCAACUACCUUAUUCGAGUUUCACAAAUCUGAAGUUCCUCAAAAAAUCAAUGACCUCACUUGGAAACCAUUGAGUUUUAGUGGAUUCUAUCAGAUAUUCUAUAUUUAUGUCUUAAUAUUGACACUGAUAACACUUGUUGCUCUCAUUGAAAUUACCAUUGGUUUUUGCUUUACUUAAAUUCAGUGAUUAUUAAUAAUAAAU